Molecule: messenger RNA, 477 nt
Organism: Dissoconium aciculare CBS 342.82
Lineage: Eukaryota; Fungi; Ascomycota; Dothideomycetes; Mycosphaerellales; Dissoconiaceae
Exons: 3
Coding region: 1-477 (158 amino acids)
Biological process (GO): regulation of DNA-templated transcription
Molecular function (GO): DNA-binding transcription factor activity
Source: RefSeq, a predicted model, not a curated record
AUGUUCGGUAAAGACAGCCCUGACAGCAGCUGCUCGAGUUUUGAUAUCCCGGAUGGCUCGAUAUCCUGGUGGCCUUCGCUGUCUCCUGCUUCGGACAAUGAAAUUCUCAAUGUCGAUGUGAUCAUGUCACAAUCAAUGGCUCGUUCAAAGCCGACAUCCGCCCCCACAGCAGAACACAUGGAACUGUGUGAUCAGGAAGUCAACGCCGAAUUGAUGAGAAUGUAUCGCGAACAGACCAAUUCUCGCAAAGGGGGUAUUUUCAGUGUCGAUACAAGUUUCGCAAGCGCUGGCAAGCAAACUCGCCGAAGAGAACAAAACCGAGCAUCACAGCAGGCAUACCGUGACCGUCAGCGACACCAAAUCACCGAGCUUCGAGCGCAGAUUGUGUCUUUGCGCCUCGACAACGAAAAACUACAAACCCAGAUUCGUAUGUUAGAAGCAGCUCUGAUGCAAUAUCAAGUGGGGCAACGAAAUUGA